Molecule: messenger RNA, 4069 nt
Organism: Fukomys damarensis (Damara mole-rat)
Lineage: Eukaryota; Metazoa; Chordata; Mammalia; Rodentia; Bathyergidae
Gene: Sec31a
Product: SEC31 homolog A, COPII coat complex component
Exons: 29
Coding region: 284-3868 (1194 amino acids)
Biological process (GO): intracellular protein transport; endoplasmic reticulum organization; COPII-coated vesicle cargo loading
Cellular component (GO): COPII vesicle coat; endoplasmic reticulum exit site
Molecular function (GO): protein binding; structural molecule activity
Source: RefSeq, a predicted model, not a curated record
UAGAUCGCACCGCCAUGCAGGCAUGGAGCCCUGCCCAGAACCACCCUAUUUACCUGGCCACAGGUUCGUUUCCAGCUUUGUCUCUGAAUAGCUCUCCAUCCCUUGAAGGAUGCCUCCAUUUACCCGUCACUUAGUUGGAUGAGCUUCUUCUGUGUUUCCAUAGACCCUUGUACAUCAGAACAUUGACCACAACGGAACAUCUGCUCAACAGUUGGAUGCCACAUUUAGUACCAGUGCUUCCCUUGAGGUGUUUGAAUUAGACCUUUCCGAUCCAUCCUUGGAUAUGAAAUCUUGUGCUACUUUCUCUUCUUCUCAAAGGUACCACAAAUUGAUUUGGGGGCCUCAUAAGACAGAUGCCAAAGGAGAUCUCUCUGGAGUUCUGAUUGCAGGUGGUGAAAAUGGAAACAUUAUUCUUUAUGAUCCUUCUAAAAUUAUAGCUGGAGACAAGGAAGUUGUAAUUGCCCAGAACGACAAGCAUACUGGCCCAGUUAGAGCCUUGGAUGUGAACAUUUUCCAGACUAAUCUUGUAGCCUCUGGUGCUAAUGAAUCUGAAAUCUACAUUUGGGAUCUAAACAAUUUUGCAACUCCAAUGACACCAGGAGCCAAAACACAGCCCCCGGAAGAUAUCAGCUGCAUUGCGUGGAACAGACAAGUUCAGCAUAUUUUAGCAUCAGCCAGUCCCAGUGGACGGGCCACUGUAUGGGAUCUUAGAAAAAAUGAACCAAUCAUCAAAGUCAGUGAUCAUAGUAACAAAAUGCAUUGCUCUGGGCUGGCCUGGCAUCCUGAUGUUGCCACUCAAAUGGUUCUGUCCUCUGAAGAUGACAGGUUACCAGUGAUCCAGAUGUGGGAUCUUCGGUUUGCUACCUGUCCUCUCCGUGUCCUGGAAAACCAUGCCAGGGGGAUUUUGGCAAUUGCUUGGAGCAUGGCAGAUCCUGAAUUGUUACUGAGCUGUGGAAAAGAUGCAAAGAUUCUGUGUUCUAAUCCAAACACAGGAGAGGUGUUAUAUGAACUUCCCACCAACACACAGUGGUGCUUUGAUAUUCAGUGGUGUCCCCGAAAUCCUGCCGUCUUAUCAGCCGCUUCCUUUGAUGGACGGAUCAGUGUUUAUUCUGUCAUGGGAGGGAGCACAGAUGGCUUAAGGCAGAAACAGGUUGACAAGCUUUCAUCGUCAUUUGGCAAUCUGGAUCCCUUUGGCACAGGGCAGCCCCUCCCUCCGUUACAGAUUCCACAGCAGACUGGGCAGCAUAGCAUAGUGCUGCCCCUGAAGAAGCCCCCUAAGUGGAUCCGGAGACCCGUUGGUGCUUCCUUCUCAUUUGGGGGCAAGCUGGUUACCUUUGAGGGUGUUAAAACACAGCCUUCCCAAGGAGCUGAACAGCAGCAGCAGCACCACCAUGUGUUCAUCAGCCAGGUGGUGACAGAAAAGGAGUUCCUGAGUCGCUCAGACCAGUUGCAGCAGGUCGUACAGUCGCAAGGGUUCAUCAGUUACUGCCAGAAAAAGAUUGAUGCCUCUCAGACAGAAUUUGAGAAAAAUGUGUGGUCCUUUCUGAAGGUAAACUUUGAGGAUGAUUCUCGUGGAAAAUAUCUUGAGCUUCUAGGAUUCAGAAAAGAAGAUCUAGGAAAAAAGAUUGCUUUGGCCCUGAACAAAGUGGAUGGAUCCAACGUGGCCCUUAGAGACUCUGACCAAGUAGCACAGAGUGAUGGGGAGGAGAGCUCUGCUGCUGAAGAGCAGCUCUUGGGAGAGUGUAUUAAAGAAGAAAAGCAAGAAUCUGAAUUUCUGCCUUCAGCUGGAGGAACAUUUAACAUCUCUGUCAAUGGGGAUAUUGAUGGUUUAAUUACUCAGGCUUUGCUGACGGGUAAUUUUGAGAGUGCUGUUGACCUUUGUUUACAUGAUAACCGCAUGGCUGAUGCCAUUAUAUUGGCUAUAGCAGGAGGACAGGAACUCUUGGCUCGGACUCAGAAAAAAUACUUUGCAAAAUCCCAAAGCAAAAUUACUAGGCUCAUCACUGCAGUUGUAAUGAAGAACUGGAAAGACAUUGUUGAGUCUUGUGACCUUAAAAAUUGGAGAGAGGCUUUAGCUGCAGUGUUGACUUAUGCUAAACCAAAUGAAUUUCCAUCAUUGUGUGAUCUUCUGGGUGCCAGGCUUGAAAGUGAAGGAGAUGGCAUCCUGCAAACUCAGGCGUGUCUCUGCUAUAUUUGUGCAGGGAAUGUAGAGAAAUUAGUUGCAUGUUGGACUAAAGCUCAAGAUAGUAGCAGUCCUUUGUCCCUUCAGGAUCUAAUUGAGAAAGUCAUCAUUCUACGAAAAGCUGUACAACUCACCCAAACCAUGGACACUAAUACUGUUGGGGUUCUUUUGGCUGAGAAGAUGAGUCAGUAUGCCAAUUUGUUGGCGGCCCAAGGCAGUAUUGCUGCAGCCUUGGCUUUUCUUCCUGACAACACCAACCAGCCAAAUAUUGUGCAGCUUCGUGACCGACUUUGCAGAGCCCAAGGAGAACCUGUACCAGGACAACAGUCACCAAAAACUCCUUAUGAGAGGCAGCAGCUGGCCAAGGGCCGACCUGGACCAGUGGCUGGCCACCCACAGAUGCCAAGAGCUCCAAAUCAACAAUAUUAUACUCAUGUUAGAAUUGCCCCUACUGCCACUACCUGGAGUAACAAAACUCCUACUGCCCUUCCCAGCCAUCCACCUGCAGCCUCUCCCUCUGACACACAGAUAGAAAACCCUCCUCCACCUCCGGGCUUCAUAAUGCAUGGAAAUGUCAAUCCAAAUGCUGCUGCUCAGCUUCCUACAUCUCCGGGUCAUAUGCACAGUCAGGUACCACCUUACCCACAGCCACAGCCUUAUCAAGCAGCCCAGCAGUAUUCCUUUGGAACAGGAGGGCCGGCAAUGUACCGACCUCAGCAGCCUUCUGCUCCUCCUGCCUCGAGUGCUUACCCUAACACCCCUUACAUCUCUUCUGCUGCUUCCUACUCUGGGCAGGCUCCACUCUACUCAGCACAGCAUCUGGCCUCUUCUCCUACCUCCACCUCUGCUGCUGCUUUCCCUCCUCCCUCUUCUUUGGGGUCAUCCUUCCAGCAUGGCGGACCAGGAGCUCCCCCGUCAUCCUCCGCUUAUGCACUGCCUCCUGGAACAACAGAAAAUCUGUCUGUCCAAGACCAGACACCUAUGUUUGAAGGUUCUCAGAAUGGUUGGAAUGACCCCCCUGCUUUGAACAGAGUGCCCAAGAAGAAGAAGAUGCCUGAAAACUUCAUGCCUCCUGUUCCCAUCACGUCUCCAAUUAUGAACCCGCUGAGUGACCCCCAGUCACAGAUGCUACAGCAGCAACCUCCAGCUCCAGGGCCACUGUCAAACCAAGCUCCCUAUCCACAGCCACAUCCCCUGGGUGGCCAGCCUUUCCACGGCCUGCAGCAGCCACUUGGCCAGACCAGCGUGCCCACCUCUUUCCCAAAGCCCAACAUUGAGGGUGCCCCAGGGGCUCCGAUUGGAAAUACUAUCCAGCAUGUGCAGUCUUUGCCAACAGAAAAAAUUACCAAGAAACCUAUUCCAGAUGAGCAUCUCAUUCUGAAGACCACAUUUGAGGAUCUUAUCCAGCGCUGCCUCUCUUCAGCCACAGAUCCUCAAACCAAGAGAAAGCUAGAUGAUGCCAGCAAACGCUUGGAGUUUCUGUAUGAUAAACUUAGAGAACAGACACUUUCACCAACAAUCAUCAGUGGUUUACACAACAUUGCAAGAAGCAUCGAAACGCGAAACUACUCAGAAGGUUUGACCAUCCAUACCCACAUAGUUAGCACCAGCAACUUCAGUGAGACCUCUGCUUUCAUGCCCGUUCUCAAAGUUGUUCUCACCCAGGCCAAUAAGCUGGGUGUCUAAAAGGACAGCUGUAUCCCAGCUGAUGUUGCCGCUUUUCCAAAGAAGUAUGUUUAAAGAGAGAAUUGUAAUACAUGGACCAAUCCUCAUCAGCAUGUUUCCAUAGCAGCCAGUAAGAGCAUUUAUAUUCUUUCUGCCCACCCUAGAACUGCUCCAAACCCUGGUGCUUUCUUUUGUUUUAAUCUUUUCUUGCCCAUUAUGAUU